UUAUGCGACGUUCGAUGUUUAUUCGCGGUAUCUCGUUAGAGGGUUAGCCUUAAAAAAUUACAUACCACAACAGGUGAUGCCAUUUUACUGCCGAAACACCACUCGGGAAAGAACAUAUCGCACGAUUAUUCUGUAAUUUAGUAUAUAGAACUGUAGUAGGUAUCAGAAAAUGGCGGCAACGGAUAGCAGCAAAGCAUCGACUGCGGAAGGUGGGGCGAUUGACGUCUUCAAUCAGACGCACGAAUACAAGGGCGUAACCCUAUCUGCUAUGCAGCAACCAGCAAUAUACGAGGCACUACAGAACUGGGAAACAAGGCCCGAUGAUGUGUAUAUUGUUACCUAUCCAAAAUCUGGGACGCAUUGGAUCUUCGAGAUCGUUUCCCUCAUAAUGAACGACGUCCAAAUCGAGAAGAUUGACCGAACCCAUAUGGUCUUCGCUUUGGAUCUCGCCUUGACCCACAACGUCGACGGCCUCGCAACGGUCACGCCGGGUCAUGAGGCGAUGACCAAGUGGGAAUCACCUCGUGUCAUGGCCUCUCACCUCCUGGAAGAGUUUGCUCCAGAACAGAUCAAGAAGAAAUCAAAGGUCAUCUAUUUUUCACGGAACCCGAAGGAUGUAUCCGUUUCGUAUUUCAAGUUUGUGGGUCCCGCCCUCCCCGUUGAAAUGGAAGGAUGGAAAGGAUUUGUACCCUACUUUCUCUCUGACAAAAUGUUUGGUGGAAGUUGGUUCCGUCAUGUCAAAGGUUGGUUCGCUCGCAAAGAUGAUCCUAACCUCCUCCUCUGUCAAUACGAAGACUUCCAUAAGGAUCUGAAAGGCAGCAUCAAACGAGUGGCAGAUUUUCUGGAGCGCUCUCUAUCAGAUGAACAGCUGGAUAAGAUUGUCGAGCUGACCGAAAUGAAAGGCAUGCAGAAAACCUACCAACAAAUCGAAGACAAAAUGGGAGACACGGGCAAGUCAAUCACAAGACUCUUUGGACAGCUGCCCUACCUCAGGAAAGGAAAAGUUGGCAGUUGGAAGGACAAUUUCACCGUGGCUGAGAAUGAAUAUUUUGAUAAGGUCUACACACAUGAAAUGGACGGCAGCGGUAUCGAAUUCGAGUUUGAGUUGGUAGAUCAAGAGAACGAUUACAAAAAUAUGGAUACUGCCGAAGCGUCACAGACGACUACAAACACGACCAAUGAGUUAGUGACGAUCGACAUCCUGUCAAAAAGUUACCAGUAUAAAGGAGUCACGUUACCAGCCAUGCGUGUACCUGACAUCCUGGAAUCAUUGAAGGACUGGCAAACGAGACCCGAUGAUGUCUUGGUUGUUACCUAUCCAAAGUCAGGUACGCAUUGGAUUUGGGAGAUCGUUUCCCUCAUCAUGCACGACGCCGACGUCGAGAAGAUUGAUCGCACACACCUGCUAUACGCUCUCGACGUAAUCAUGUCCAAUACCGUCGAUGGUCUUUCGACGGUCUUACCGGGCUACCAGGCGAUGUCGAAGUGGGAAUCACCCCGCGUCAUGGCCAGUCAUAUUCUAGAAGAGUUUGUCCCAGAACAGAUCAAGAAGAAAUCAAAGGUCAUCUAUUUUUCACGGAACCCGAAGGAUGUAUCCGUUUCGUAUUUCAAGUUCGCGGGUCCCGCCCUCCCCCCUGAAAUGGAAAGAUUGGAAGAAUUUGUACCCUUUUUUCUCUCUGACAAAAUGUUUGGUGGAAGUUGGUUCCGUCACGUCAAAGGUUGGUUCGCUCGCAAAGAUGAUCCUAACCUCCUGCUCUGUAAAUACGAAGACUUCCAUAAGGAUUUGAAAGGCAGCAUCAAACGAGUGGCAAAUUUCCUGGAGCGCCCUCUAUCAGAUGAACAGCUGGAUAAGAUUGUCGAGCUGACCGAAAUGAAAGGCAUGCAAAAAACCUACCAACAAAUCGAAGACAAAAUGGGAGACACGGGCAAGUCAAUCACAAGACUCUUUGGACAGCUGCCCUACCUCAGGAAAGGAAAGGUUGGCAGUUGGAAGGACAAUUUCACUGUGGCUGAGAAUGAAUAUUUUGAUAAGGUCUACAAACAUGAGAUGGACGGGAGCGGUAUCGAAUUCGAGUUUGAGUUGUAAUAAUACCUUUCACUUUUGUCUGCUGCUUUGUUUCAUUAGGCUUAUUGUAAGUUUGUGUUUUUUUCUACGCAUAGUCGUUGGUUCAGAAUGGAAUUCUGCACACGUGAAUAU
This is a messenger RNA of Strongylocentrotus purpuratus (purple sea urchin), 2197 nucleotides long. RefSeq lists its product as uncharacterized. The transcript is spliced from 12 exons. Gene Ontology annotation, biological process: sulfation. Lineage: Eukaryota; Metazoa; Echinodermata; Echinoidea; Camarodonta; Strongylocentrotidae. Gene Ontology annotation, molecular function: sulfotransferase activity. The coding region runs from base 170 to 2086 and encodes 638 amino acids. Gene Ontology annotation, cellular component: cytoplasm. The record is from RefSeq and is a predicted model, not a curated record.